This is a messenger RNA of Drosophila persimilis, 934 nucleotides long. RefSeq lists its product as uncharacterized. The transcript is spliced from 2 exons. The record is from RefSeq and is a predicted model, not a curated record. Lineage: Eukaryota; Metazoa; Arthropoda; Insecta; Diptera; Drosophilidae. Bases 290 to 865 code for a protein of 191 amino acids.
AAAUUGUCUGUUCCUGUUGGCCUUGGCCUUCAUCGCCUGGACUGUUUGCUGUUAUUUUCAUGAAAUCGAGGAACAGCUGGGCACCCAGGGAUUCGAUGUGGAGCUGUACUCAGAACACCCUGGCUUGAAAUAUAGUCAAUUGCCUUGCAAAAACAUCCCGAAAGCUGUUCCACAAACUUUUCCUACCGUUGAAUUAAUAUGCAGCUCUUUCAUUGUCUUAUGCCUGACAUAUACCUGGGUCAAGCUUUCGACGUUCUUGGUCGAGCGGACAGGUCAGUUUUGGCAGGCCAUGAAGCCGGAGGAGGAGGACAGGCAGGUGAAAGAGCAACUGAUGGAGCGACUUAACAGCUUGAAGGCCGAAUUUCAGAUGAUGAGUGAACUGCUGAAGCAGCACCAGCCCAGUGUUGAUUUGGAGCUACAGACCAUGGGCACCCUGGAGCUUCAGUCCCACAGUGGCCGUAGCUCUUUAGAGGUACAGAAAUGUGACAGUGGCUGCUCGGAGGUCCACCAACUGCCCAGUAGCAGUUCAUGCAGUAAUCACUGCAGCAAUGACGUCCCCAUCAACGAACUGUGGAAUCAAAAGAAUGACGUCUGCUCGAUACGUGGUACCCCCAGAUUGCCGGACGUACCGACGGUGGACCAGGACACGCAGUCUAAUUACAUCUGUACCAGCCAGAUCCACAUCGGUCCAAACAUGUUCGAUACAAAGCCCCUCAACUUGGAGCUAAUACGCCAGUCAAGGCUGUUCGCGAGGAAACCGAGUGUAUUCCUCCAGGUGUCUGAUAAUUUCAUUGCCGGACCCAGGGACAGGCCCCGGAUAGGAGGCAGCAGUUGCACAAUUGCCCUUCCACCGCCAAACAUGUGAGAAUGUGAGAGCAUUUGAUAAACCGAACUAAAUUUAAAAAUAAAAGGAAAGGUUUGGACUUAUUUAAAA